GAGCUUUAAAGUGAAGCAUGUUCUCUGCACGGCAAAUAUCACUUGCAGUGAGGCGCCAUUUCCGUCCCAAUCUACAAUAUCAUCAUACGCAACGUAGUUUCUCAUGUACCUCUCGGUUACAAGCAGCAGAGCCUCAAGAUGACACUUUUCUCUCCAACUUCAAAAAUACACCAAUAUUCCGAAAGCUAGCUGACAAACCUGAGGCACUCAUUGCGCUGCGGGACUUUGCUGCUAUACUGAAAGAGCGCGGUAUUGAUCCAUCAUCCGGUCCACCGUCAACAACUCAAAUGUUACGACUGGCAGCCAACUCAGAGUUUAGAGAAGCAGCACAAAGAGUGGUAACAGAACUGAAAAAUGCUGGAGUAGACUUGACAUCUCAGGAUGCCAUGCAGGAGCUUAUGGGAGCUUAUAAAGGAUCAAAGCCUGGAGGAAACUGAUAAACAAUUCUCGUUGUUCAUGUUCUCAUAUUCUCAUACUGUCUUCAUAGAGUACUGUUGCUGUAAAGCCUGUAAUUCUUUAGUCAGAAAUCAAUCACGUGAUAUCUUCGGAUU
This is a messenger RNA of Serpula lacrymans var. lacrymans S7.9, 551 nucleotides long. RefSeq lists its product as uncharacterized. The record is from RefSeq and is a predicted model, not a curated record. The transcript has 3 exons. The coding region runs from base 18 to 437 and encodes 139 amino acids. NCBI's taxonomy places the organism in Eukaryota, Fungi, Basidiomycota, Agaricomycetes, Boletales, Serpulaceae.